Molecule: messenger RNA, 588 nt
Organism: Dermatophagoides farinae (American house dust mite)
Lineage: Eukaryota; Metazoa; Arthropoda; Arachnida; Sarcoptiformes; Pyroglyphidae
Source: RefSeq, a predicted model, not a curated record
AUCGACGCUUGAUAGGUCAAUUUUGUUGUUGUUGUGGAAAUAGUCAUCAAAAAAAUUAUCAUGCGAGAAUUUGAUGAUUUUUUUGAAAAUUUCAUUAUCAUUUCAAAAUUUUGAAAAUAACCCAUUCGAAUUCACACAAUCAUGACAUCAAAAUACGUUUCUGAAGCGGGUAAAACACUACUUAGAAAUACUAUUCAAUCAACCGAUUUUCAAAACAGAAAAAAAGAAGAAGAUCUCAUGUGGAAAUUGCGUAAUGUAUCGCGAAAACGAAAAUUAAAUGAUGAUGAUGAUGAAAAAUUUGGGAAUGAACAAAAUUAUGACCAUAAUAAUCAACAUCAAUGUUGUUCGAGCAAAAAACCGCAAAAUAAUUGGCUGAAAAAAUUGAUGAAUGCCGAGUCCAAACAGCCAGAACGAUGGGGACACGAUGGCUAUAAAGAAUUAUAUCCAGAAGAAUUUUCAUCCGAUAAUAAUGAUGAAUCGAAUAAUGAUAAUUACAGCAAUAAGAAAAAACGUCGAAAAAAAUCGAAAAAGAAAAAACCGAAAAUUGUUGAAUCGAAAACCAGUAAGAAGAAAAAGAAAUCUUUGUAG